Molecule: messenger RNA, 672 nt
Organism: Trachymyrmex cornetzi
Lineage: Eukaryota; Metazoa; Arthropoda; Insecta; Hymenoptera; Formicidae
Exons: 1
Coding region: 1-672 (223 amino acids)
Source: RefSeq, a predicted model, not a curated record
AUGUCUGUCACAGGGAUAGAUAAGUCUCAAACACACUCUAAUCAUAUAGUUAACGUAAAAUUCAAAUCCGUUCAUACAUCAUUUUCGCGAAACAUUGAAUGUCAUGUGCUAAACAGUAUCACAGGAAAACUACCUCCGGUGCGCGUCAAUCUCAACAAUUUCAAGAUACCGAGCAACAUACGAUUAGCUGAUCCCUAUUUCCACAUACCGGGCUCCAUAGAUAUGCUUAUAGGCGCUGAGAUGUUUUGGCAACUGUUAUGCGUGGGACAAAUACGCAUCCACCAAAACCUACCUACACUACAAAAGACCCAGCUCGGCUGGAUCGUCGGUGACAAGACAUACAAUGAUGGUCCGAUAGGGUCCGAGGUCUGUACCUUGUCAACUAAUCAACAGAUCAAUCAAGCAGUGAACAAGUUCUGGGAAAUGGAGUUCAUCACUAAUAAAAUGUCUUUCAAUCCUGACGAAAGAAAUUGCAUGGAGCGCUUCGCCGAGACUACUACAAGGAAUGCAGGCGGACGUUUCAUCGUGCAAAUGCCUGUCAAGGAGGCCAAGUUACGACAACUUGGUGAAUCUCGCAAUACAGCAUUGAACAGAUUCCUCAGUUUGGAGCGCAAAUUACACAAGCAACCAAGGCUGAAGGAGCAGUACGUACUCUUCAUGAACGAGUACUAA